Aspergillus aculeatinus CBS 121060 is the source of this 1457-nucleotide messenger RNA. RefSeq lists its product as uncharacterized. Bases 45 to 1457 code for a protein of 470 amino acids. The record is from RefSeq and is a predicted model, not a curated record. Lineage: Eukaryota; Fungi; Ascomycota; Eurotiomycetes; Eurotiales; Aspergillaceae. The transcript has 5 exons.
CACAUCCAUAACCUGUACCAUACUGGUUGCUAGUUCAAACAAAUAUGGCCGGAGAGUUUCAGUUCAUCGCGAUACAGGUCAAUGAGCCCGUAAAGGAUAAGGCAACGCGGCGCCGGGCGCGCUCUCACGCGCUCAAAAAAGCACUGGAAAGGAAGCGGAAAGACCAGCAACGGUCUAGGACCAAUUUCAUCUUAACAACCUUUGAAGACCCAAAUCUCAGUCCUGAUUAUAAUGAUCCCGUUGAGACAGCCAAGGCAUGCGUCAUGACUCGAGACAGUCCACCAGCUCCGAUUUUCUCUCUCCUCUCGGAUGCUCUGGAUCCGUUCCAGACCCUUGCCGUGGACUCCUCCAGGCUGCACGCGUUGCUUGGUGAUUACAGGGCAAGGCAAGCCCCCGAGCCGGUCUUCAGCGUGGCCGAGGAACUGGCCUUCCAGAGCUUCCGAUCGGUAUUCCGAACUGGCUUCCAUGACCCCGCUCUAAUCAAUGCCGUGAUGCUUACUCUCGCAUUUGCCGUCACUGGCGGAAGCCUGGAUCAGGAGUGUCUGCGGUACCAGGGUCAGGCGAUCACAUAUAUCCGCCAGCGGAUGGACUCGGAACAUGACGCUGCUUCGGAGGCGGUUAUCGGCGCUAUAUUGCUGAUCGCGGGUGUAGGCGCGCGCCUUGGCCUUAAAGCCCAGGUUGAACUUCACAUGGGCGCAGUGCAGCAGCUUCUAAAGGUCUGCCGAAGAAAGAGCAUCCAUCUGACUCCAGGAAUCCAGCGAGCCAUCUUCUGGCAAGAUCUCAACUCAUCGCUCAUGGUAGGGUCCACACGCAUAGUCAACCACACCACUUUCGCACCCCUCCUCUGGACCCGGGACACCUUCGUGCCGAAUUUCUACCGUCUUCCACCAGGGUUGCAAUCCCGAUCGCAUAUCUUUGGAGAAGAGUUCAGCACAGUCCUCGAAGACCUUCAUGCCCUGCAAUGCAUCCGGGAUAUUCCGCGAUCGUCGCACAUCGACGCAAUGGGCAUGCUCCAUAUCAACAAUCACGUUGCGUCGAUCCAGUCCCGACUCAAGACCCUGUCGGGUUUGAAUCAACUGCAGGAGUGCUGUCGUCUAGCCGCGUACCUGUGCUCUAUGACGCUGUGCUGUAAGAUUUGGUGUGAGUUGGUGCUUCCGUCCCACAUCUCCAAGGAACUCCUUGUGAGCCUGCGGGGGCUGCGUGACGACAUCGAUGCGGCCGUAUGGAACGACGAUCCCAAUGCCGAUCUGCUCGUUUGGCUGCUGUAUAUCGGCGCCGCAUUCGCACCGGCUGAUUCAACCCGCUUUGGGUAUAUGGGCAUGCUCGCCUUCCAUUAUCCUCACUUCUCGUGGCCGAGAUUGCACGAGCGUAUGCGACAAUUUAUCUGGUCCGAUGACGCGUUCUUGGUGCCGGUCAGGGCGCUGUGGCGGGAGGUCUCGCAAUAUCACGUGGGGUGA